CUCCAUGAGCGGCACUAUGCGGUCUGUGUGCGUACUGACGUCCGGCGGUGACUCGCAGGGAAUGAACGCGGCACUGCGCGGAGUGGCCCGGGCGAGCCUGUCGGCAGGCGUCAAGGUCUUUGCGGUGUGGGACGGAUACAAGGGACUGGUGGAGGGAGUCAUGAGCGAGUUGUCGUGGUUGGACUGCUCCAACAUGGUGGCUGCUGGUGGAACAAAGUACGGGACGGCACGAUGUGCUCAAUUUCGGACGGAAGAAGGCCGCCGCGCCGCUGUCGUCAAUCUGGUCAAGGCCAAUGCCGGCGCUCUGGUUGUCAUCGGCGGCGAUGGCUCGCUCACGGGCGCUUCCAUCCUCGCUUCCGAGUGGGACGAUCAUGUGCAAAAGGCGGUGGCAAACGGCGAGCUGCCUCAGGACUUCGCUGCCGCUGCAGAGCUGCAUGUCGUCGGCCUCGUUGGCUCGAUCGACAACGACAUGUUCGGCACUCACUUUACCAUCGGCUGCGUCUCGGCCCUCCAUCGCAUCGUGGAGGCCGUCGACGCCAUCCGCGCCACCGCGGCCUCGCACUCGCGGACCUUUGUCGUCGAAGUCAUGGGCCGCAACUGCGGCUGGCUGGCGCUCAUGGCCGGUCUCGCCACCCAGGCCGACUUUGUCUUUAUCCCCGAGUCGCCGCCCUCGCCCUGCACCUCUACCUCGGUUCCCACGGUCUCGACCACCACCGGCGAGCUGCUCGAGUCGUGGGCCGCAACGCUAGUGGCCAAGCUGGCUCGUGUCGAAGGCAAGCGCUGGUCGGUCGUCAUUGUCUCCGAGGGCGCUCACGACUGCAAGAUGGAGCCCAUCACUGCCGCCCGCAUCAAGGAGGUCAUCGAGGCCGAGCUCGGCCACGACACCCGCAUCACCAAGCUAGGCCACGUUCAGCGCGGCGGUAAGCCGGCGGCCUUUGACCGAUACAUGUCGACCAACCUCGGCAUUGCCGCCUUUGACGCCCUGGCAGGCUACGCCGCCGCCGGCCCGCCCGCGCCCGAGCCCGUCUACUUUGGCUGCUCAGACGCCUCGGUCUACCCGGUCGCCCUCCAUCCAGCCGUCGCCGCCACCCGCAACGUCCACGACCUCGUUGCCGCCGGCAAGUACGACGACGCCAUGGUUGCUCGCGGCGCCGAGUACCCACAGCUCUUCCGCAUGCUCCGUACCCUCCUCCGCUCCGACCCGCACGACCGCUCCGCCCACGCCCUGCCUGACUACCGGGUCGCCAUCAUGCACGUCGGCGCACCGGCGCCCGGCAUGAACGCCGCCGUUGCCACCCUGACUCGCAUCUUCCUCGACGCCGGUGUCUCCGACGUCGUCGGCAUCCACAAUGGCUUCGAGGGCCUUGCCAAGGGCAAGACCUGCCCGCUCACUUGGGCCCACGUCCGAGAGUGGGUUCCCGAGGGCGGCGCCAAGCUCGGCACCACCCGCACUCUGCCCGCCGACCUUGCGCCCGCCGGCACCCCGCCGGACAAGGCUCUCGAGUGGCUUAUCCCGCACCUCUCGGCCUUUAACGCCCUUGUCAUCAUCGGCGGUUUCGAGGCUGCGUCGAUCCUCGUCGACCUCGCUGAUGCCGCGCCGCGCCUCUGGCCGCACCUCUCCGGCAUGCUCAUUCCGGCCACCAUCUCCAACAACGUGCCAUGCACCCAGUACUCAAUCGGCACAGACACUGCGCUGAACGCCAUCGUCGAGGCCUGUGACCGCGUCAAGCAGUCGGCCUACUCUUCAGCCCACAGGGUUUUUGUCGUCGAAGUUAUGGGCGCCCGCUGCGGCUUCCUCGCCACCAUGGCCGGCCUCGCCGCAGGUGCUGAAAAGGUCUACACCCACGAGCGUGGUAUCUCCGCCGCCGCCAUCCUCGCCGACGUCAAGGACUUUUGCGCCCGCUUCACUGCCUCAACCGAGUCCAACACCCCACGCUCUGCUCUCGUCAUCACCGCCAACGCUGCAUCGGAAACGUACACCACCCCGAUGAUGUGCGCGCUGUACGAGGCCGAGAGUGACGGCAUUUUCUCCGUCCGCGCCUCCGUCCUCGGCUACCUGCAGCAAGGCGGCUCGCCGACUCCGCUCGACCGCAUCCGCGGCAUCGAGCUGGCUGCGGCCUCGGCCGCCCGCAUCCUCGAGCUCCGCGACUCCACCGACACUGCCUUUCUGGUCUGCGGUACCUCCGAGUCUGCCGUCAUCUUUUCCGACAUGUCCUCCCUCGACGGCUCCAUGGAUCGCGCAAACCGGCGUCCGCGUUGCCAGUGGUGGGACGAUCUCGCCACCCGCAACAUCUCCAUCACCUCAGCCGAGACCGAGCCGCACCCCGACUUUGCCCCCGGCUUUGCCCCCGUCACCAGCGCUGGGCCGUCCGCCCCUUGA
This is a messenger RNA of Thecamonas trahens ATCC 50062, 2380 nucleotides long. RefSeq names its product 6-phosphofructokinase. NCBI's taxonomy places the organism in Eukaryota, Apusomonadida, Apusomonadidae. Gene Ontology annotation, molecular function: monosaccharide binding; 6-phosphofructokinase activity; fructose-6-phosphate binding. Bases 5 to 2380 code for a protein of 791 amino acids. Gene Ontology annotation, biological process: fructose 6-phosphate metabolic process; canonical glycolysis; fructose 1,6-bisphosphate metabolic process. The transcript has a single exon. Gene Ontology annotation, cellular component: 6-phosphofructokinase complex; cytoplasm. The record is from RefSeq and is a predicted model, not a curated record.